Notothenia coriiceps (black rockcod) is the source of this 1267-nucleotide messenger RNA. RefSeq names its product syntaxin-12-like. Gene Ontology annotation, cellular component: synaptic vesicle; endomembrane system; SNARE complex. Gene Ontology annotation, molecular function: SNAP receptor activity; SNARE binding. The transcript has 6 exons. The record is from RefSeq and is a predicted model, not a curated record. Lineage: Eukaryota; Metazoa; Chordata; Actinopteri; Perciformes; Nototheniidae. The annotation marks the transcript as partial. Gene Ontology annotation, biological process: autophagosome assembly; intracellular protein transport; vesicle fusion.
CCAGAGCAUUCAGUUAAACAUUCUUUCUCACCGAUCUCCUCAUGUCUCCCUGUGCGGUGUCCAGAGGCAGCAGAAGAUCCAGAGGGACCGGCUGAUGAACGACUUCUCAGCGGCUCUCAACAACUUCCAGGCGGUGCAGCGGAGCGCGGCGGAGAAGGAGAAGGAGUCUGUGGCUCGGGCCAGAGCCGGGUCCCGCCUGUCGGCCGAAGACACUUCUCGGGAUGAGAGGCUCGUUUCCUUUGAUAACCAGGAGGACUGGGGUCAGAUGACCACCCAGACAGAGGAGGCACCUAUUACAGAAGAGGACCUGGAGCUCAUCAAGGAUAGAGAAACCAACAUCAGACAGCUGGAGUCGGACAUUUUGGAUGUAAACCAGAUCUUUAAGGACCUGGCACUGAUGAUCCACGAUCAGGGGGAGAUGAUUGAUAGCAUCGAGGCGAAUGUGGAGAAUGCUGAAGUUCAUGUGGAGCGAGGAACAGAGCAGCUGCAGAGAGCCUCCCACUACCAGCAAAAGUCCCGGAAGAGGAUGUGUAUCAUUGCCAUGGUUUGCUCCAUAGUGCUCGUCAUACUUGCCAUCAUUAUCUGGCAAGCUGCUAAGUGAGUUGAUUCUGCACAACCGAUGUGUCACUUCUGUAUUUUACUCUGCACCUCCCACUUGCAAGUCCCUGCUCGGCAUCAUGAGAAUAGGAAGAGGUUGAGAACAUUAGGUCUGUGCAGAUGGAUGGUCCAAAGCAUCUGAACUGAUCACGCCUGUUUUUAUAAAAUGUUAUAAUGAAAAAAGCUCCUAUUUAAACUGACAUAAAGGACUGAGGUGAUGAAGGGGAGCGAUCAUUCAUUUCUUAUUUACUGCACUAACAUUAGCUCUCACUGUAUUUAAAAAAAAGUAUCUUAUUGUCAAUGAAAGGAAAAACGAGAAAGGAAACACAACUUGUUAAAGUGGAUUCAUGUGUUGUUUUAAGGGGUGUCACUUUGUUUCUUAUGAUGUAAAGUGUGAGUGCCUGGCAUCCCCUGUAGCAUUACACGGGACCUGUAUGUCUCCUGGUGGUGACGUCUGUAAUAUACACAUUCUAAAGCUCUAACAGAUGACCAAUAUCAAUCUAAUCCAUGUUUGUAAAUACUACAAAGCGCUGCAUUAUAUUCUGCCAAGUACACUAUGGAUCAUAAAUAAUGACAGUAUCUCAACAAUGAAAGUCACGUCUUCAAACAACACAUUUUUAGUUUGAUUUCUAUGACUCUUGAAGUAUGCAUAAUAAAUGUCUUAAACACG